This is a messenger RNA of Arvicola amphibius (Eurasian water vole), 972 nucleotides long. RefSeq names its product olfactory receptor 6C6-like. Gene Ontology annotation, molecular function: olfactory receptor activity; G protein-coupled receptor activity. Gene Ontology annotation, cellular component: membrane. Lineage: Eukaryota; Metazoa; Chordata; Mammalia; Rodentia; Cricetidae. The transcript has a single exon. The coding region runs from base 13 to 972 and encodes 319 amino acids. Gene Ontology annotation, biological process: G protein-coupled receptor signaling pathway. The record is from RefSeq and is a predicted model, not a curated record.
AAAAAAAAAGAAAUGAAGAACCAAUCUGUGGAGAUAGUGUUCAUUUUGUUGGGACUGACAGAUGACCCGCCACUACAAAUUCUGAUUUUCCUGUUUCUGUUUAUCAAUUACAUCUUGAGUCUGAUGGGGAACUUAGUGAUCAUCCUCCUCACCCUGCUGGAUCCUCACCUCAAGACUCCAAUGUACUUCUUCCUCCGGAAUUUCUCCUUCCUAGAAAUGGCAUUCACGUCUGCCUGUAUUCCUCGGUUCUUAGUGAGCAUUCUCACUGGUGACAAAACAAUUUCCUACAAUGCUUGUGCAGCUCAAUUAUUCUUCUUCUUUCUGUUACUAAUCACAGAGUUCUACCUCCUGGCAGCCAUGUCCUAUGACCGCUAUGUUGCCAUCUGCAGACCACUGCAUUACCCCAUCAUCAUGAACAGCAAAGUGUGUCACCUGCUGGUCAUCAGCUCCUGGGUGACUGGGUUCUUAGUCAUUUUUCCCCCUUUGAUGUUGGGACUCAAACUGGAUUUCUGUGCUUCCAAAACCAUAGACCACUUCCUAUGUGACACUUCCCCUGUCCUCCAGCUGUCCUGCACAGACACACGCUUAAUAGAGUGGAUGGCUUUUGCCUUAGCUGUGAUGACACUAGUCAUCACCUUGAUCUUAGUGAUCCUCUCCUACACACUCAUCAUCAAAACCAUCCUAAAGUUCCCUACAGCUCAGCAACGGAGAAAGGCCUUUUCCACCUGCUCCUCACACAUGGUGGUUGUCUCCAUCACUUAUGGCAGCUGUAUCUUCAUGUACAUGAAAACAUCAGCCAAGGAGAGGGUGACUUUAAACAAAGGUGUGGCUGUGCUCAACACUUCUGUGGCCCCUUUGCUAAACCCAUUCAUUUACACCCUAAGGAACCAGCAGGUGAAGGAUGCGUUCAAACAGGUCCUUCAAAGAUUGUGCUCUUUUCAAAACAAUGAGUUAAUUUUUAAGCAUAAAUAG